UGAUCAAACAGUUAAUUAUGAUUAAAAUUAGUCAGUCUUCUGGUUUAACCAGUUUCUCUCAUAAUAGUUAACCGAAUUACCCUUUCAGGCUUUCUCCAGCCUCGGGGUUCUAUUAGUCUUGUCUAUCUUGUCUAGUGUGAGAGAGUUUAAAUCAUAGAGUUGUGAGCAUUUAAGCUAAUCGGAUUUAAGAGAAAAUCUUCAUUUGAUUAUUGGGAAUUCACCUUAACACUUUUCCAUCCAAAGUUCCCCAAGUGUAUUCAUUGUAAUUCUAUUGCAAUGGAUGUCAUACUGCCCAUUUUAGGCAAUUAUAUGAAAAUAUUUUUCGAAUUUACAACUUAUUCGAUGAUUCUUUUAACGUUAUAUUAUUUCGUCUAUGUGCCGAUCUCGAAUUUGAUAUUCCAUAUAUAUUAUGCUCAUCGAUUCCAUUAUACUCCAUGUCAUCCGAUCUAUGGUCAUCUACGGAACCUCAUACCCAAAUUUCCAGAUCCAAGUUAUGAUUUAAAAGAUUCAUCAAAAAACUUUUACGAGUUAAUGAUGAAGUUAAAUGAUCCCGUUAAAGGUGAUAACGUAUCAAUCAUGUGGAUUGGUUGGCUUCCAGUUUAUAUAAUUUCGGGUGCCGCCGGAAUUGAGGCUGUUCUAUCAAAAUCUAAUAUCACCAAGCCUCAUUUCUAUAAGUUUAUUGGACUUCGAGAUGGUUUAGUUACUUCCGAUCCUGAUAAAUGGCGAGUUCGUCGUAAGUUUAUUGAACCUUUUUUCAAGACGAAAAGACAUCAACAUUUUGCAUCAGUUAUGGAUAAAGAAAUAAGUAAAUUGCCCGAUCAAAUUAUGGAUAAAAUUGGUCAACCUUACGAUAUUGAAAAUCUUAUUCAUGAAAGUGCUCUAAGUGUGAUUCUUGAAAUCUCCUGGGGAAUUCCCUGUGAUGAAUGUCAUGACAUGAAACGUAUCUGGUUGGAUGUUCUUAACAAAGGUGAAGUAUAUUUUAUCCAGAGAGUUUAUAAUCCGUUAUUUUGGUACACUGGAUUAUAUUUGAGGUUCGAAGCAGGUAAAAAGUACCAGGAAAACUUGCAAAGAGUCGUUGAAGGGCUUGAGUUCGUUGAGAAUCUAAAGCAAAAGGAGAGAGAAACGAAAAUCAUGGCGAAAAUGAAUAACAAUGAUGACGGUGGAAAAGAUAAUCAUUUAGAUAUUUACGAUAAAGAUAACGGUUCUUUGUACGAUUUUAUAAAGCACAACAAUGAGACAGGUAAAGUACAAAUUGACCGAGAUGGUAUUGACGAGGAACUACUGACCAUGGCCGCUGCUGGACAUGAGACAGUUUCAGUUGGAUUACGUUGGACAUUAUUCACUUUAGGUAAUAAUCUUGAAAUUCAGGAGCGUUUAUAUCAAGAGAUUAUUGAAAUUUUCCCUGAUGAUACACCGACAGAUGAUUUAGAUAAAUUAGCUCAAUGUAAAUUUCUUGACCAGUGUCUCAAAGAGUCACUCAGGUUAAACCCACCGAUUCAUGGAGUUUCCCGACAAUUAGAUGAAGAUGUCACCAUUAACGGUUCCAAGAUACUGAAAAACUCAGUGGUUAUCCUUAAUUUCAGUGCAACUCAUCAUGAUGCCAAAAUUUUCCCAGAUCCGCUUAAAUAUGAUCCAGAUCGAUGGUCACUCGAAAACGAGACCAUUUUACCCAAAGGUGCAUUUACCCCGUUUGCCCUUGGGCCUCGAAAUUGCAUUGGUUACCGUUAUGCUUUACUCGAAAUGAAGAUCUACCUAAUUAAUAUAAUUCGUCGAUUUCAAUUUGUAUCGGUUCGUAAGCCGGAAGAGGUAACUCGAAGAUACGAAAUUGCCCUCCAGCCAAAUUGCCCUUUAGAGCAAAUAUUUACACCUAGAAAAUGAAUUAAUUAAAAAACAAUUAUCUUAAUCAAUUAGAAAA
Messenger RNA from Panonychus citri (citrus red mite), 1915 nucleotides. RefSeq names its product cytochrome P450 4V2-like. Gene Ontology annotation, molecular function: heme binding; monooxygenase activity; oxidoreductase activity, acting on paired donors, with incorporation or reduction of molecular oxygen. NCBI's taxonomy places the organism in Eukaryota, Metazoa, Arthropoda, Arachnida, Trombidiformes, Tetranychidae. The record is from RefSeq and is a predicted model, not a curated record. The coding region runs from base 277 to 1878 and encodes 533 amino acids. The transcript is spliced from 4 exons.